GUUUUAGGAGGGAGUUUUAGGGAAAAAACAUUUUUUUUAGUGUUCCCUUUUUUGAGUAUCGUCGUUAGAAUGUAUGGUUCAAACUUCCCACCAAGAAUGGGCCCAAACCGGCCAAACAUGGGACCUGGCGGUGGUAUGGGACCAGGAGGACACAGAAUGGGACCAGCUGGCAUGGGAGGUGGAAUGGGCCCAGGCCGCAUGGACCAUGGACCAGGAUAUGGCAGAAUAGACCAUGGACCUAAUAUGGGCCUGGGGCCAGCAGCUGAUGUGGGCAAUGUGACUAAUGAUCCAAACUCGAUUCAUUGCCGCGUGUUUGUGGGCAAUCUCAACACACACCUUAUGACAAAGGAAGAUGUGGAGCGAAUAUUUUGUAACUAUGGUGUGAUCACGGGAAUCUCAAUGCACAAGGGGUAUGCCUUUGUACAGUACACAAAUCCAGGCGAUGCUCGCCGCGCAGCUGUCCUGGAGGAUGGAAAAGUCUACGCAAACAUGCGAUUAGAUGCCAAUGUUGCCAGUGAACCCAAGGGUGCCAAUGUCAGAGGUCAGAAGAGAGGAGCUGGAAAUGCAGUUAAUACACGUCAAAUUUCUGGGCCUAACAAACCUUCCUGGCAGGGUAGUGGACCACCGAAUAAGAAGGUUCGUACAGAUACCAACCCGUCCAUGAAGCGGACCUUGGUUACCAUAUCUUCCAGCACCCCGGGGGCAACUACGACGAAGGCAGUGAUCAAGAAACCAAUGACCUCUAGUGUCUCCAAAACAUCCAAACCACAGACAGCUGCGACCAAGCAAGUUGCUGGCUCCACAGCUCUUAAUACAUCUUCAGGGGAUAUAUUGAUAUGUGGAAGGUGUCGUGCCAUGUUUCCAAAUGUCCACAGAUUGGCCAUGCAUAAGAAAGUGGCCUGUGUGGUCAAGACAAACUGCAAGUGUCAGUCCCCUAGUAAUAAAGAUCUAGAGCCAUCCCCACUUAACUGUGCGAACUGUUCUCUGACCUUCUUGAAUGCCUGGGAUCUUGUCCAGCACUGUCAAGGGGAGCAUUCUCUCAACAUAUACAAAACCUCUACUCAGGCCCAAUCUGCCAGCCAGGGUGAUGUAAAGGCGAAAACUGAGGCUCCCGAGGCCGACAAAGAUCCCCUGGAUGACGUGAAUGGAGCAGAUGACAUUCACCUGGACGAGGCUCAGGAGGAGGCCCUCCUGAAUGAGGCUGAUGAAAGCGGUGCUGGCGACAAUUGAGGAGAAGAUGCCAAAGCCGCCAUACCUGGAUUUGCAUCCGGGCGCAUCGAGUCUUGUCCAGCAUGGAUUGACAGGCUGGAAUUCUUUUUUUUUUUUUUAUAUUAUUUCCGAAUGAGGAUGUAGAAAUGAAGGACCGUCAUGUGUCAAAAUUAUACUACAGCAAUGAGUAUGGUAUACAUCAGUGAACAUGCGGUCAAAUUUAUUGCAAGAUGUGGAAAUUUUCCUACAUGUAUCUGUACUCUUACAACCAGAGAAGAUAAGAUAUCUGAGGAUAACUGAAUGACCUCUCAUGAUGACCGGUCCUAAGAUCAUCUUGGCUUAGGGACCCCAUUUUACUUCUGUAUAUGAUAGAUAUGACUUGGUGAUUGCCAUAUACCAUUCGGUUUGUAUCAAUAAACAUGUAAGAUUGUCAUCUCUUACUUGUGAGGACACCCCCCCCUCCCAAAAAAAACCCAAAAAAGA
This is a messenger RNA of Liolophura sinensis, 1692 nucleotides long. Its product is annotated as heterogeneous nuclear ribonucleoproteins C1/C2-like. Lineage: Eukaryota; Metazoa; Mollusca; Polyplacophora; Chitonida; Chitonidae. Bases 70 to 1230 code for a protein of 386 amino acids. Gene Ontology annotation, cellular component: nucleus. Gene Ontology annotation, molecular function: RNA binding. The transcript has 8 exons. The record is from RefSeq and is a predicted model, not a curated record.